Molecule: messenger RNA, 1242 nt
Organism: Eruca vesicaria subsp. sativa (arugula)
Lineage: Eukaryota; Viridiplantae; Streptophyta; Magnoliopsida; Brassicales; Brassicaceae
Source: the annotation of a GenBank genome assembly
AUGGGACUGGUUUCAGACAUAAGCAUAGACUGUGGAUCAUCUAGUUCGCAUACUGACGCGGGAAACAGGACGUGGGUUGGAGACACGGACUUUGUAUCAACCGGUUUAUCAUCUAAAAUUGAGUCUACCGGAACUGCUGAUUAUCUAACCACACUCCGGUAUUUUCCGACCGGAGAGACAAAUUGUUACGCCAACAUUCCGGUUGAUAAAGGUGCGAAGGUGUUAGUUAGAACGAGAUUUUACUACGGGAACUACAACGAAGAAUACAAACCUCCCAGGUUUGAUGUCGUGUACGACGGAAAACAUCGAGACACUAUCCACACAACAGCAAUGGAUGUUGACUUAUCAGAAGCGAUUUAUGUAUCAGAAAGUGGGAAUAUAAGUGUUUGUUUUGUCCGUACGUUCAUGAACGAGCACCCUUUUGUGUCUACCAUUGAGGUAAGAAGCUUGGACGCGUCCAUGUACACAGAUCUUGGCCCCAAAGAAGGUUACAUUCUCCAACGACGGUUCGCCUACGGUAGGAAGGAGUUAGUGAGGUCACCGUUUGAUCCAUAUGAUAGAUUUUGGGUUGAGCCAAGUCCAGACUUUCCAGUCACGGUACUAACAAGUGCUGCCGUUUCAAUCAACACAACAAAAUCAGAGAACCGGCCACCUGAGGUUGUCCUCCGCACGUCAUGGUCAGAAAAGGAUAUGACUUUCUAUGAUAUAAAACUUCCAUUUACGGGAGUAACUUUUUACCUUGUCAUGUAUUUCUCUGAGCCAAUAAGCCUUAGUUCCGACCAAAAGCGUUCUUUCUAUGUUUACUAUGACAAAAAGCAAGUGGGUUCGAGUCUAGUUGUGCCACCGUUUGGGGCAGUGACACAGACGAGUCUGAGAGAUGUAAUGAUGAGUUCUAAUCCUUAUCUGGAAUUUAAGGCUACACCGGACUCAAAUUUGCCGCCACUCAUCAACGCUCUCGAGCUCUAUGUCGUUAGCAAUAGUGAUGGAAGAGGAGGAGGUGGUAACGGAACCAAACCAACCAACACAACUGGUGGUGAUGGUGGUGGCAGCUCGGGUUCUGGUGGAGGCAAAUCGGAUUCAGCAGGAAAGCAGGAAGGGGAGCAAAGCAGCAAUUUACGUUUACCUCUUGGUAUCUCUCUUCCUUUGUUGGCUCUUGGAACUGGUUGGGGUGCCUGGAAAUAUUGCACCAAGCGCAACCGUGGAUCAGCAAGUAAACUCCCCAUUCUGUUCUUUUGUGUAUAA